Molecule: messenger RNA, 2827 nt
Organism: Pelobates fuscus (common spadefoot toad)
Lineage: Eukaryota; Metazoa; Chordata; Amphibia; Anura; Pelobatidae
Gene: MOB3A
Product: MOB kinase activator 3A
Exons: 4
Coding region: 331-981 (216 amino acids)
Cellular component (GO): cytoplasm
Source: RefSeq, a predicted model, not a curated record
GACCCUCCCCCCCCCAUCCUCCUGUUCACACCCGGCGCUCGAGGGCCACCAGUGACACCGCGCGCGACACCCGCCUGCCAUCCCGAGCGCUUCGCGAUUUGGGCGGGAAACCGAGCUCGGCACCGAGAGACCGACCGACACAGAGAGACCGACCGACACAGAGAGACCGAGAGAGAGCGAGCUCGGCACUGACAGGAGGCGCGGCCCGGAAGGUUUAACUCACAUGAGAUUACUCCACCUUUUGCUGUACUGAAGAAUUUGGAUUUUUUUGUUGAACGCAAUACAGUAUAGAAGAGAUAAAACAGAAGAAGUGUAAAAUCCUCCUCCAUCAUGUCGAACCCUCUCAAACAAGUGUUCAACAAGGACAGAACCUUCCGCCCAAAGCGGAAGUUUGAGCCAGGGACACAGAGGUUUGAAUUACACAAGAAGGCUCAGGCCUCCCUCAAUGCUGGGCUGGACUUGAAGGUGGCUGUCCAGCUGCCACAUGGAGAGGACCUGAAUGAUUGGGUGGCAGUCAAUGUUGUUGAUUUCUUUAACCGCAUUAACCUGAUAUAUGGUACCAUCAGUGAUAGCUGCACUGAGCAAACAUGUCCUGUCAUGUCAGGUGGCCCAAAAUACGAGUAUAGGUGGCAAGAUGAUAACAGGUAUCGAAAACCCACUGCACUUUCUGCUCCGAAAUAUAUGAAUCUAUUGAUGGACUGGAUAGAAGUUCAGAUAAACAAUGAAGGGAUAUUCCCUACCAAUGUUGGUACACCCUUCCCAAAGAACUUCCUGCAAGUAGUAAAAAAGAUACUGUCCAGGCUCUUCCGAGUAUUUGUCCAUGUCUAUAUUCACCACUUUGACAGGAUCAUCCACAUGGGAGCAGAAGCUCAUGUAAACACCUGCUAUAAGCAUUUUUAUUACUUUGUAACAGAAUUUAAUCUGAUGGACACCAAAGAACUUGAGCCGUUGAAGGAAAUGACAGCGAAGAUGUGCCACUAAGAUUGGACUUCCUCUUUUACACCACCUUCCCUCUCCCUUACAUUGCCUGUGGAGCCUGUCAAUCAACUGCUGAACUUUGGAGAAGAGACUUUGCCUUUUCAUAUGCCUAGAUAUCUUUCUAUGAUAUAUUUUUCAAGUCUAUUUUUUUUCCUUACCUGGCACUUAAAGCUGUCAUAAAUUCAGGAAAAAAGAAAUCGAGGAGCUGUACAAAAUCUGUUUGUAGAUAUAUUUUUGUAUGUUCGUAGCAUUCCUUUCUAUGAUAUCGCAUGUCUGAAGAAAUAUGCACUCAAAAGAUUCAGUUCAGUUUAGGUUCACGUUUAUAGAAAAAUACUGUUGCUCUCAUUAGCAGCAUUUAUAUGCCAACACUUCACUUAUGAUAUCAAUAUAAUUACAUUUAAAAGAUGUUUCAAUGCAACACCUGUUUAUCUUGAAAUUGUGCAGACACGAUACAGUCAAUUCAUAGAAAGUUUCCUUUUCCCCCCAUUUAAACGGAAACACAAUUUGUUUACAAAAUAUACAUUGACAUGUUCCUAUAGUGUCUAAUGUAACCAGAUAUGUUUUUUUAUUGGCUUGGCAGAAGAUACCUAGAAAUAGCGUAUUGAGAGGAUAGCUCUCUCAAAUCUUCCAUUGCUGGAUUCAAAUCACAAGCCAAAAACGCAGGGAAAAUAUGAUCGAUGUUUUUUAUCACAUGCAGAGAUGAAUUUGUAAUAAUUUUUUUUUUUUGCUUUUAAGUGGACUGGUCUUACACAAAAUAUUUCUAGAUAAGGUAAUCGCUCUUUGAUGUGUGUAAAACGUUCUGUAUGUCAUGUUGGCUUUCAAGAUGCUUGUCGAAGUGGACGCAUACCGACAUGUACAUCUUUCAUUGUAUGCUGACGAUAGCAUCCAAUUGUACUGAAUGUUAUGUCUGAAAACCAGAGUUACUCUAGUCAAUCAAGACAGGUGGAUGUAUGUGUAUUUGCUGUGGAAACGGUUUUGUUUUGUUUGUCUUUUUCUUGCCAUUAUAGCAGUGGCAUUUGCCAGCCCAGUGUAUGGAUAAACUUGACAAAGGGAGAUUUAAACCAUUUUAAAUCUGCAGAUUCCCUGUGUUACUUGGUUUUGUAGAAGGUAAAUACAGUGAUUUGUGUGUAAAUACACUUAUCUGAAUAAGCUUUACAUAUUAAGAUAGGAUUGCAGAUUAACUUUACUACAUACCUCCAGCACUUUCCAGUGGAAUUUAACCUUUCCAGAGACCUGUACAUGAGCCAUUAAACUUUCUACAAACGUUGUUGUACUAGCUUGUUAACCAGAAUAUGAGCCAAAUAAAAGUAAAGGCAAAGAACAGUUAAUAAUAUAAAAUCUCUGGUGCACAGGUUGUGAAUGUUUUUUAUCGGUACGUUGCAUUGCAGCAUAAUCUUCACUUUUUAGGUUGAUAAAAUGAUGCCAUUGAGUUAUUUGGGUGCAAUUUAUUUUUACAUUCUAAAAUAUGUUGAGCUGUCCCGCUAAAAAUAAGCUGAUGAAUUUCCUCAAGUUGCCCAGUAUAGUUAAAGGGUUACUCCAAGCAUUAUAACUUAUACAGCCUGCUCUAGUGAUUUUAAUGGUAGGAGUACCCUAUCCCCACUCCCGGGUAAUAGGGCAGGCAGUUUUACAAUGGUCACCAGUUGCCGUGUCCUCUCAGCAGCAGACUUACAACAUCCAGCUUCUGCAGCGCUGCACAUGCUGAAUGCUGAUCCGACCAGCCCUACAUUGGUGGAGAACAUCAGUUGACUGCUCACGGCCAAUGUAUACCUCUCUGUGCAUAUAUUCAUGGAAUUGGAAUUACCGUAUUUUUUGCUCCAUAAGACGCACCUAGUUUUUAGAGGAGGAAACC